Prorocentrum cordatum is the source of this 949-nucleotide messenger RNA. Lineage: Eukaryota; Dinophyceae; Prorocentrales; Prorocentraceae. The record is from the annotation of a GenBank genome assembly.
AUGCCGUCGAGCUCGGGCACCCUCGACCUAGGGUCUUCGGAAAAGAAGAACGCCUCCAUCAACGGGCUCUACGCCCGCCGCGCGGCGGACCACGACGGCCACGGCGCCUACGAGAAGGUCGGCGCCGACGCCGCGGUCCGGCCCAGGUUUUUGUAUUUCUGGCGCGAGAAGUCCCGCUGGAAGAUCGACAACAAGAUCCCCAGCGAGAAGAGCGGCUUCGCGUACCUGAAGGUCGCGGGCGUGGCCUCCCCCGCGAACGCCGGGCCGGAUUGCCAGUGGCACGUGUGCGACGACAAGGGCGAGGGCUACAGCAAGGACCCCGGCGUGCGGUGCCUGGAGGUCGCGCCGAGGCCCGGGGCUAGCGCCGGGGAGGCGCGGCCCGCCCCGCCGGCGUCGCAGGACGUGUCCAGCUCCGACGACUCCAGCAGCGACGACGGCGGGGACCAGACCUCCGGCGACGACGAGUCCAGCUCCGCGAGCGGCUCGGAGCAGCCCGCCCAGAAGGGAGCCACCGCUCUGGCAGCGGGCAGGCAGCCAGGCGGUGCCGUGCGGCGGCGGGCGUGCGCGAAGAUGCUGGUGCGCUCCGGCCUGCGAUGCGUCUGCCACUUCCGGCCGGUCAGAGAUUGCCCAGGCCGACCGACGGGGCCGUGACGCGGCGGCCGGCGCCCGUUGCCUCCUCCCUCCUCUUGCUCCCUCCUCCCUCCCUCUCCUCCUCCUCCUCCUCAUGCAGCUGUUUACGCCACUUCUGUGCCUCUGCUCCAUCCACCAUCUCCAUGCCCGCCGACUGUUCACUCCCGGGGCGCAGUGAGGGCGACGCGCGCGAAGUAGGGGGCGCGCGUCGGGAGGAGGGGCGACCCGCGCGUAUCCGUAAUGCAGUGCCUUGUGCAUGGCCGCGCCGCGCGGUCGAACUUCAGACACCAUUGGGGACGUACCUGCCGCUCUGCAGAAA